Messenger RNA from Brassica oleracea var. oleracea, 978 nucleotides. RefSeq lists its product as uncharacterized. The transcript has 4 exons. NCBI's taxonomy places the organism in Eukaryota, Viridiplantae, Streptophyta, Magnoliopsida, Brassicales, Brassicaceae. Gene Ontology annotation, cellular component: mitochondrion; nucleoplasm. Bases 63 to 785 code for a protein of 240 amino acids. The record is from RefSeq and is a predicted model, not a curated record. Gene Ontology annotation, molecular function: cadherin binding.
UAGGACAAAAGCUCUAAAUUCCAUUAUACUGCUGACCCAGUCAAUCAAUUUCCGGUUUGGGUAUGGCACGAAACGACUCGCGAUCUAGGUCGCCGUCUCACCGCCGACGCUACUCUCGUUCGCCUCUCCGUAGCAGCCGUCGUACCAGGCGCGACCGCAGCCGCGAUCUCUAUUCAUCAAGGCACAGGAAAAGCACAUCUCCUACGCUGAGGCAACACCAAAGGGAUAGAAGUAGUUCCUUGUCUCCCUCAUCUUCUUCAGACCAUAAAAUUGCCAAGAAAGAACAGGAAGCCAAGGCAAGAUUGCAGCAUGAAGCUGAGCUGAAACGACUAGAAGAAGAGACAGCACGGCGGAUCGAGGAAGCAGUGAGGAAAAAUGUGGAGGAAAGGAUGAACACCGAGGAAGCUAAAGCAGAAAUAGAGAGGAGGACAAAGGAAGCCUAUGAAAAGAUGCUUCUUGACGUGGAAAUACAGCUGAAGAAUGAGAAGGAGUCUGCUCUAAACGAGGCAAGAAGAAAGGAAGAACAAGCUAGGAGAGAAAGAGAAGAGCUUGAUAAGAUGCUAGAAGAGAAUAGCAGGAGGGUUGAAGAGUCUCAGAGGAGAGAAGCAUUGGAACUUCAACGGAAAGAAGAGGAAAGGUAUAGAGAAUUGGAGCUGAUACAGAGACAGAAGGAAGAGGCUGCAAGGAGAAAAAAACUGGAAGAAGAAGAAGAGAUUAGAAACUCGAGCAAGUUAUCAAAUGGAAGCAGAUCGCGAUCAAAGUUGCAUUUCGGCAUGGGUCUAUAAUUAAGAGACAUAAAAUCUCUGAAGAAGCGUUUUGCUUUUUGUAUUUAGAGUUUAUGAAGUUACAGUUUACUGAUCCCAACCAAGUAUGUUCAAAUCAACAGUAUCUAGCAGACUCUUUCUUAGAGUUUGUUGUUUCACUAUGUGUACUGUGGAAAAUUCAAUAUAGAUAAUUAGAUAUGAGUUCAGUUUAGCA